Acanthaster planci (crown-of-thorns starfish) is the source of this 1679-nucleotide messenger RNA. RefSeq names its product activated RNA polymerase II transcriptional coactivator p15-like. Gene Ontology annotation, molecular function: DNA binding; transcription coactivator activity. Lineage: Eukaryota; Metazoa; Echinodermata; Asteroidea; Valvatida; Acanthasteridae. The record is from RefSeq and is a predicted model, not a curated record. Gene Ontology annotation, biological process: positive regulation of transcription initiation by RNA polymerase II.
UCUUUAGGGGAGGCGACUGUCCUGCGGUCCAAUGAAAAAACCUGUGUCGCAUUCAUGCGGCAGAACUUCCGAUACAAAGCGGGAAUGUCAUUUUGUGUGGAGAAAUUAUGCUGAUAAAUACACCAUAGUCUAGAGCAAAGCAACAAAUUAUACGGACUAGGCUGAAUAAUCUGGCUUUUCUACAAUGCCACGGUACAAAUCCAAGGAAACUUUGUCUUCUAGUGACUCUGGAAGUGAUGAGGAAUACCAGCCCAAGAAGAAGAAAAUGAAGGAGAAGCACGUUGAAGAGCCCAAAGAGAAAUCCCCAAAGAAGAAGAAGAAGAUGGGAGACGGACCGGAGGACCACAUGUACCCGCUUUCCAGACAGAGGUUUGUCAGUGUCAGGGAGUUUCGGGGCAAGGUGCUGAUUGACAUUAGAGAGUACUACACGGACAACUCGGGCGAGCUAAAACCCGGGAAAAAAGGCAUCAGCUUAACCGUUGAGCAGUGGGAAAAACUCAAAGAUAGUGUGGACGAAGUCAGCAACAGUGUCCGGGAACUUAGUUAGGGUCGGGGCCAGGUCACGUUUUUAUGCAAAUUUGGAGCUAAGUUUGUAACGUUAAGAAGCUGUCGUCCGUGCGCCGUAAAUACUGUUUGUGUUGUGCUUUGCAUUGUCCUUAAGGGUAACAACUCUUUUUAUUGGUUACCAAAAGGAUGGGACACUUUCAAGAACAGUAAGGGUCAUCCAUCUAUGGUGCUGUAACAAUUAAAAAUCCUUUCAGAAAAACCAAAUACAAAAUUCCAAUUAUCUACAGUAAAUUUGUAAGAUGUGGUAUUUACGUUUGGGAGAAUAAUAGACGUAUGUAAAGUGAGGUUUCUUGUUAGGCCGAAACAUUGACACAGAAAUUUUAUCUUAUUUAAACUUAUACCUCGACGUGAUAAAAAAACAAACAUUUAUACACUUCAAAAUGACGUUGUAGGUACAGAUAAUAUGGAAAAUGUCUGUUGCCGUUAACCCCGACUGCAUCUCCUCUCCAAAAAGGCGGUGCUUCCACGAGCAAUUUAAUGAGGAAUCAACUUGGAAGUGAUUUUCCUUGGUUCCUGAAGAUUGCUUAAACCCACCGGAUGUGUGAGCCGUGCUAUUAAAUGUCAAAUUCGGUCAAGAGGGAAAUGAUUUUGCACUCUGCUUUAUAGCCGAAACAUGACGCCUAAUUUCGAGAAUUACCCAUGUAGCUAUAACCACUAAAAACUAUUGCAGAGAUUGUGAUGUGCAGUUUCGUGUGAAGUCACAACCGCAGGUCACGCUUUUCAGGCCCAAACGGAACCUUUGGCGAUAUCCAAUGCGGGUAUGCAAUGCAACGUUUGCUUGAAUACUUGAAGAUCGGUUUGUUGGGCUUGACGUGACCCUGCUUCCCAUUCGUCCAUUGUGUCGAUUUAAAGUCGCGCCUUGAUGUCCUUUUAAAAGCUUGCCAAAAAGUAUCUUAAGUGAAAUGCUACGGACGAAACUGGAAGAGGAUUGGAUGUACAGUGUUACGUUUAUGUCGUUACGAAAAUUUUGUCGUAUACUCUAGUCUGCCGUUGACUUCAUGAAACGUCACCAACAAUGACUUAGAAAUGUUGAUUUAAAGUUUUCGUAAGAGUUCGUUACAAUUGCGUACGUGAUACACAUUAAAAUAGUGGUACUCGUUAAGCACUCGAAA